Molecule: messenger RNA, 3840 nt
Organism: Gavialis gangeticus (Gharial)
Lineage: Eukaryota; Metazoa; Chordata; Crocodylia; Gavialidae
Product: GAS2-like protein 1
Exons: 5
Coding region: 4-2901 (965 amino acids)
Biological process (GO): actin crosslink formation; protein localization to microtubule plus-end; regulation of microtubule polymerization or depolymerization
Cellular component (GO): microtubule plus-end; cytoplasm; stress fiber
Molecular function (GO): cytoskeletal adaptor activity; actin filament binding; microtubule binding
Source: RefSeq, a predicted model, not a curated record
GCCAUGAAGGAGGAUCUGACUGAGUGGCUCAACACGCUCUAUGACCUGGACAUCCCGGUGGACAACUUCAUGGAGGCCUUGGAGACAGGCUAUGAUCUCUGCCAACACGCCAACAACGUCAACCGCAUCGCCCUGGAGUUCCAGCAGCAGCACUCGGAGGCUGCCGCCCACAUGAGGGUGCCUCAGAACGAAGUGGUCUUCCAGGCCAAGAACGUGGUGCCUGGCUCCUUCAUCGCCAGGGACAAUGUCUCCAACUUCAUCCAGUGGUGCAGACAGGACCUGGGCAUCCAGGACGUCCUGAUGUUUGAAACAAAUGACUUGGUGCUAAAGAAGAAUGAGAAAAACUUUGUCCUGUGCCUUCUGGAGGUGGCCAGGAGGGGCUCCAAGUUUGGGAUGCUGGCGCCCAUGCUGAUCCAGAUGGAAGAGGAAAUUGAGGAGGAAAUGAGGGACCAGAUUGUUUAUGAGGAGCUGGUGAUGCAGCAAGAUAGCCAAGACCUGGGCCCUGAGUCUCCCAUCUACCCUAGCAGGGCACAGCGAAUCUCUUUGUGUGACCUCAAGAACCUGGAUGAGCUGGUGCGAGAGAUCCUAGGUCGCUGCACUUGCCCCUCUCAGUUCCCCAUGAUCAAAGUCUCAGAGGGUAAAUAUAAAGUGGGAGACUCCAACGCGCUGAUCUUUGUUCGAGUGCUGAGGAGCCAUGUGAUGGUGCGUGUCGGCGGUGGGUGGGACACCCUGGAGCACUACCUGGACAAGCAUGACCCCUGCAGAUGUGCCUCCCUGUCUCAUCGGCUGACACAGACACGAGCUCUGGGCUUCUCCCCGCAGAAGGUGGCGUCUCCCGGCAACUUUUCCCCCAGCCCACGGGCUGCCAGCCCCAGCUCCCAGCGCCGCUCUGAAGGGAUGCUGAACCCCUACCGGCCUGUAGAGCCCCUGCGCUUAGGGGAUAAGCGGCCCCCAGCAGGCGGGGACUCAGCACAUGCCAAGACAGACCGGUGUGGCCUGCCCCCGCGAUUGGACGCCCCGAGGCAGAACUCCAGUGCGGCGUUGAAUGCCAGGCAGGAGGGACUCCCGCCACGGCCAGGAAACAUCCCUGCCUCCAUUCAGAGUUCAUGCAGCCCCUCGAGGGUCCCCACAGCACCGCCCAACUGCAACGUAUCUGAGCCACAAGCUUCAACUACUCUCAGGCCCCGGGACCAGCUGCCCCCCAGAAUCCGGCGCUACUCUGGAGACAGCGACUCCUCAGCAUCGUCUGCACAGAGCGGCAUCCUGGGUCGGCAGCGCGGUGAAGACAGCAGCAGUGGCCCUCUCAGUCUGCACAGGAGGGAAGCUGGGAGGCGCGUGACUGAGGGAGGGGCCAGGCCCCAGACCCCCAAGAGGCAUCCGUCAAGCCGCAGCCAGUCGCGGGACCGCGGCACCUUCUCAGGGAUGAAGCCAGCUCCCGGGCCCACGAAAGCAGAGCCAGAGGAGCGGGGCCGCUCUCGCCUCUCCAACAGGCUGAGCCGGCCCAGCAAGCCAGCCCCCCGAGCACACAGCCAGGGCAGGGGCGGUGGGGAGCCCGUGCUGCUCAUCAGCCGCGGCAAGGACGGGCAGCACUCCUGGACACGGGCUGAGGAGCUGAAGGAGAACAUCAGAGACUCAGGCAGAGUCACGCCCAGGACCAUGAGCCCAGCUCACAGGCAAGUUCCUCGGGUCUUGUCGCAGAGCCCUACUCCAAUCCCCCGGAGGGCUUCGCUUCCCACCAGCAAGAUGGCAGAGCACGUGCCCCGGGUGCCACAGCAAACUCCCAGACUCAGGAAGCAGCAGCCAAGGCAGAGGCAGGGGCCAGAGGUUGAAGCCAGGGUCCCAGCGCAGGAGCGGCCGGCCAGGGAGCCCCUGCCGCCGAGGCAGCUGUCCGAGAACUUCUACCAGGACCUGGAGGAGCUGGCGAAGAGUUUCCGCUUCCCCCUGUGCCUGGACCCCAGCCAGGAACAGCAGCUCUACCAGCACCUGGAGGAGGAGUUCCUGGCCAACUCCCAGCUAAUGGAGCUGGAUGGGGAGGAGGCUGAGCCCCUGGGCCGUCCCUGUGACACUACCCGCCUCCAGCAGACCACGCCAGACCAAGCAGCUGUUGACUCAGCUUACUGCUCCUCCAGCUCCUCUUCUUCCUCCCUCAGCUUCUUCUGCAAGCAUGGCUUCCCAGUAGACUUCAGCGAGCGGCCCAAAGACGAACCCAGGAGGAACCCUGUGUCCCAGCGCCCUUGGGCCCCUGACUGCAGCAUGGCCCCUGCUGAGCUCCAGAACGGCUCUUCUUGGGACUCCCAGGUGGGCCUGGAGCCAACACUGUGCCGGAGAAAGCUUGUGCUCUCAAGUUCCUCUGAUGAAAGUAACUACUACACAGCUUUGAAUGAUGUCCUGGAAGGGCAGGAAGGGACGGAAGUCUCCAAACUGGGUGCAGAUGCUCCCCUGAAUAUCUUGGAGGUGGUCAGCUCUGACACAGACUUGGGGCUGCUCAUGGCUGAUGACAUGGAGGAUGAGCUGACAGAAACCGAGGAGGGCCCUCCUGGGGAGAUAUCCCUAGACGGGACACUGGAUGCAUCUGAGACUCAGGAAGUGGUACUGAGGCAAAAGAAGUACCUGAAGAAACCAGACCGAGUGCCUUCCAUCUAUAAACUGAAGCUGAGGCCCAAGGCCAAGCCACGUGUUGACACUCAGCCAGAUAAGAAGCCCUCCAAGAUCCCCACACCCCUCAGCUACAAGAUAGCAGACAAGUCCCCAGCAGGAAGCACCUCACCCAAGGGAAGCCCUUCCAAGCGCCCAGUGGAGCACAAGCCCUGGAGAGUCUUUCACAAUGUUUUCUCCUCCUUCAUCGAGCCACCUCAGGGCCAGACAGAGCCGGGAGGGCUGGAUGAGGAUGCAUGGGCGUGAGGGCCUCGGGUGAGGGAUUAGUGGUACCCAUUCAAGAUGACGGGACCAGCCUGUAGCAUUCCCCAUUGCUGCUUUCAGAUCUUCCUGUCCCAAACCUGCUGCCUUGGGUGUGUUCCUGUUGUGACACUGGCAUUGCUGCUACUGUUGGCGGUGAGAUGUCCCCGAGAUUUUUAUUUUGAAGGUACUUCCAGGUGGAGCUUCUGUUCAUAGAGGCCAGAGCCCGAGCUCUGACAAGGCAGAGUAGUAGGAGGCUCUUGUUUCAUCUUAUUUUAAUUUAGAUCUUACAAGUGCUGUGUUUCAGGGACACAGCCUCGAGCCCUGGAUUCCUGGGGAGAGGUGGAAGAGGGGAAAAAAGUGAAACAUCUUAGACCUUCCUUGGUCUUGGAUCAAGGCUGCUUUGACCUUCAGAGGUUGAACUUGAGCUCCCCCUGAGUCCAAGCACAACCAGUCUUUCAGCCUUGAGAAACCCUAAGCAACUUGGUCAUGGGCCCAGAGCCCAGUGGCUACACUUUAGGGAUGGUGAGGGGGCGGGGAGGCAUAUCUCCAAGCGCUGAGCAGUUGGGCAGAGCAGCUCUCUGCUGAGAGACGUGUGCAGAGUGGAGCAGUAGAAGGGAAUAGGAGUUUGAUGUUUCUAAGUCAUCUGUAUUGCCUUUGGGGGCUUGGAGGAGAGUUAGGGAACUAUAUUGCACAUUUUUGUUGUAUUCUGGCAGGAUAUCCAGUAAGCUGGGGCUCCUAGCGUUAGCUGAUCCUUGACAUACUGUAUGUGUGUUAAUAACAUCUGUAUUUAUAUAGACUUUCUGGAGUGUUUGUGUAUAUAUCAUUCCUUUGCCUAGACUGCUGCUUCCCUCAGUGUCCAGCCUCAGCCCUAGGAAUGCAGAUGUGGAACUGACCAAUGAGCUUUCUAAACUGAGACAGUAAAAACUAAUGAUGUGAGAUCGC